UUUGCUAUUUAGUUCAUUUGUACGUGAUCCGAAAUGGUGAUACUCUUAGCAGUUCUCGUGACCUUUCUAAUUCUCUCCUACUUCUAUUCGACCAGGAACUUCGACUAUUGGAAGAAGAGGAAUGUGCCACAUUUCCGACCGAUCCCGCUUCUGGGCACCAUCCACUCGGUGCUGAUGCGGAAGAAGUCAAUUUCUCAGUACCUUUGCGACGUUUACAACAUGACCGAUUUCUGUUGCGGCGGCUUCUUCAUCUUUGACAAGCCGGCGCUGGUGGUCAAAGAUCCAGAUUUGGUGAAGAACGUUUUGAUGAAUGACUUCUCGCACUUUGAGGAUAGGAACACGGCCGAAAAUAAAGAGCACGAUUUACUCAGUGCGGUUUCGUUGUUAAUGCUGAAAAAUCAUGAGUGGGAGGAGGCAAGGUCGCGUUUUACCUCAACCCUGUCUGCGGGGAAGGUGAAGGCCAUGCUCCCCUUGGUGGCAGACACCGCUGACCGCUUCGUUGAGCACGUUAGGGACGUGGAACUCUCACGAGAAGUGACUGAAUGCCGCGAAUUGUCAAUUAAGUAUUCACUGGACGCGCUCUCGUCUUACGCCUUAGGAAUCCAAGCGAACUCCUUUCAGAACUCCGAUUUUUACCAGGCAGCUCGCAACUUACAAAACGCCACCUUCAGCCGCAUAGUGCACUCGAUUUGUUACUUUUUCGCGCACAUGUUCGUAAAGCCAUUCAGGAUGACGUUUUUGGAACCGGCAUCAGUCACAUUCGUCACCGAGGUUUUUAAGAAGAAUGUCAAACUGAGGAGGCAGGUGGAACACGCUCGCGCCGGCCUACUGGAGGCACUCAUUAAAAUGGAGGGAGAAUUCAAAGACUACAAUAUCGAUAUUCACGGCUUGGCGAUCAGUCUCGAGUACCUAACGGCCGGAUUCAUUUCCAGCGCCACGACCCUCUCCUUUAGCCUGUACGAUCUGUGCGUCAAUCCCAAGCAUCAAAUCCGCCUCAGAGGAGAGAUUCGCUCCGUGAUCGCCAAACAUGGCGGCUUAACCUACGCGGCUUUGCGCGAGAUGGAGUAUCUCGACAUGUGCCUGAAAGAGUCUCUCCGUAGACAGCCGAUUUUGGGCUUCCUCGACCGCCGCUGCACAAAAACCUACCAAAUUCCGAACACGGACAUCGUCAUCGACAAGGGGAUUCCGGUCUACAUUUCCCUUUACGGCUUGCACAACGAUCCCAACUACUUCCCCGAUCCGGAGAGGUACGAUCCGGAGCGAUUCUCGCCCGAAAACCGAGACAAACUGGAACGUUUCGCGUUCCUGCCCUUCGGAGAGGGACGACGCAACUGCAUCGGUGUCAAUUUUGCUCGCGUGAUAGUCAAAAUGGCGAUAGUGAAGUUGCUGUUGAACUUUGAAAUCGUACCAUCGAAGAGUACACCCGAAAAGAUUGUGUUAGAACCCAGCGGUUUUAUAACAAUCCCUAAGCACGAAGAGCUCAAUGUGCGUUUUAUUCAGCUUGCGGAUUUGCCAAUCCUUGUGCGUUGACUAAAAUGUGCGUUUUUUUCCGGAAUUUCUACCUCGAUAAAUAUAAUAGAUAACAAUAAUUAUCGGUGCAAUCCGUCCCGUUACACUAUCCCUUUCCUAUUUAAAAACCGUCCCGCCUUUGCCCUCAAAUAGGUGGGCAAGACUUGUAUUCCCCUUGUAUCUUUCUAUAGGUCCCAUUAAUCAAUUACCAUCAAAGACGCACCUUGACAGAAGGAAGACUGAAGCCGUAUAAAUCCAGUAAGGCAAUAUAUUCGAUCUCAUCAUCAGCUGGUGUAUAAAAGGAUAAGGUUCGUCUACAUGGUGAUCUUCCACCCGUCCUAAGAAAAAAACACUAGACUAAUAUAAACAAAGAAACUUAAACAAAUAAUUGAUAUUAUAAGCAUA
Messenger RNA from Photinus pyralis (common eastern firefly), 1914 nucleotides. Its product is annotated as cytochrome P450 6k1-like. The record is from RefSeq and is a predicted model, not a curated record. The transcript is spliced from 4 exons. The coding region runs from base 34 to 1530 and encodes 498 amino acids. Lineage: Eukaryota; Metazoa; Arthropoda; Insecta; Coleoptera; Lampyridae. Gene Ontology annotation, molecular function: heme binding; iron ion binding; monooxygenase activity.